This is a messenger RNA of Dunckerocampus dactyliophorus (ringed pipefish), 3818 nucleotides long. RefSeq names its product nucleoporin 54 (gene nup54). Lineage: Eukaryota; Metazoa; Chordata; Actinopteri; Syngnathiformes; Syngnathidae. Gene Ontology annotation, biological process: nuclear pore organization; protein localization to nuclear inner membrane; NLS-bearing protein import into nucleus. Gene Ontology annotation, molecular function: structural constituent of nuclear pore. The transcript has 15 exons. Bases 165 to 2015 code for a protein of 616 amino acids. Gene Ontology annotation, cellular component: nuclear pore central transport channel; nuclear pore. The record is from RefSeq and is a predicted model, not a curated record.
GACCAGGUAAAUAAAGCUAUUCCAGUCAUACCAAACACGGCCUGUAGGAGGCGGUACUGUGCCCCCGUGUGAUGUGAGAGACGCACCAGUGUGUAAAACAAUGGGAAGAAGAAGCACAACAGUAACUGUCACAUCAAAGCGACGCUCUCAUAUUUUUGGCCAACAUGGCGUUCAGUUUUGGCGGCGCUGCUGCCACUAAUCCAUCAGCAAACUCGUCCGGAUUUUCGUUCGGUUCGUUCGGUGCAAAGACCACGGCAUCAACAGCUUUUGGUUUCGGCACGCCUGCGACCACCACCACCGCUUCCUCUGGAUUCGGCACUCUCACAGCUCCUAGUUUUGGCACUGCGACUACCACUGCAGCUGCACCAGCUACGGGAUUUACAUUUGGCUCCAGCAGUACAGGAUUUGGGGGGCUGGGAGCUGGAAGCACCACGGCUGGUGGGUUUAGUUUUGGGGGGUUCGGUUUAAAUCCCAACCCAGCAGCGGUCGGUUUUAAUGCGGGCUGCUUCGGUACAGCGUCCACCACUGCAACUGUUUUCAAUUUUGGUAAUAGCCUGGCUAGCACAGGCACUUUUGGUGGAUUUGGGACGACGACGACUGCUGCCGCACCGGGUUCCACAUUUAGCUUCGCUCCCUCUACCAACGCAACAGGAGGUUUGUUUGGUAACGCGCAGAACAAAGGCUUUGGUUUCUCUUCGGGCCUUGGUACUGGAUCGGCUACGGGGACAACCGGAUUUGGAACUGGACUAGGAACAACUACUUUGGGUGGGUUUGGUGGCUUUAGUCUCCAGCCCGCUCAGCAGCAGCAAGGAGGCUUGUUUGGCCAGCCGGCCCAGCAGCAAGCUCAACCCAAUCAGUUAUACCAGCAGGUGACAGCACUGUCAGCACCCACCUUGUUGGGAGACGAGCGUGACUCCAUUCUUGCCAAAUGGAACCAGCUGCAGGCUUAUUGGGGCACGGGGAAGGGCUACUUCAGCAACAACAACCCACCAGUGGAUUUCAACCAAGAGAACCCCUUCUGCAGGUUCAAGGCUGUGGGAUAUAGCUGUGUGCCGGUCAGUAAGGACGAGGAUGGUUUAGUGGCCUUGGUCCUCAGCAAAAAGGAAGCAGACGUGCGAGCGCAGCAGCAGCAACUGGUGGAGUCGCUGCACAAGGUACUGGGAAGCAACCAGACGCUGAGUGUCAACGUAGAUGGCGUCAGGUCCCUGCCCAACGACCAGACGGAGGUGAUCAUUUAUGUGGUGGAGCGCUCCCCCAACGGCACUUCGAAGCGCAUUCCCGCUUCGACGCUCUUCGCUUACCUGGAGCAGGCCAAUAUCAAGGUGCAGCUCACACAGCUGGGUGUGGUCUUGUCGGUCACACGCACCGAGCUCUCGCCUGCUCAGCUCAAACAGCUGCUCCAGAGCGCCCCCGCAGGGGUAGACCCCAUCAUUUGGGAGCAGGCUAAGGUGGACAAUCCUGACCCAGAGAAGUUGAUCCCAGUGCCGAUGGUGGGCUUUAAAGAGCUGCUUCGUCGAUUGCAGAUCCAGGAGCAGAUGACCAAGCAGCACCAGACUAGAGUCGACAUUGUUUCCAAUGACAUCAGUGAGCUUCAGAAGAACCAGGCGACCACAGUGGCCAAGAUCGCCCAGUACAAGAGGAAGCUGAUGGAUCUCUCCCACAGGGUGCUGCAGGUGUUGAUCAAACAGGAGAUUCAGAGGAAAAGCGGUUACGCCAUCCAAGUGGACGAGGAGCACCUCAGGGUACAGCUGGACACCAUUCAGUCGGAACUCAACGCCCCCACACAGUUCAAGGGUCGCUUGAAUGAGCUGAUGUCCCAAAUCCGAAUGCAGAACCACUUUGGCGCCGUACGAUCGGAGGAACGCUACAGCGUUGAUGCUGAUCUUCUCCGAGAAAUCAAACAACACUUGAAACAGCAGCAGGAUGGCUUGAGUCACUUGAUCAGCGUUAUAAAAGAUGACUUGGAAGACAUCAAACUCAUCGAGCACGGACUGAGUGAUGGUGGACAUAUAUGAGGUGGCAUCCUGAGUUGAGCCGAACGAAACUCUCACACACGCAAACAAACUCUCAUUAUCCAUCCCCUGAUGUUUGUCGCCCACAGAUGUAUCUAUUUGUCAUCACGCUGCUUCAAUUAGGGGACUGUGUGACUAUAUUUGUUUGCAGGUUCAAUGACUGACUAAUCCGUGCUUUCUGGGCUGCUAAAGAAAGCUUACAGUGCCUACUAAUAGCCUUCAUGUCAAAUCAGAUUAUGGAUAUGAGACUUCGAACUGGAGUGAAAAGAUGUGUUGAAUGAAACACAUUUGUACAUACAUCUUUGUAUUGCUUUUAUAUACCAUUAGAAUGUUAUUAAAAUUUCGUUUCAGUUGGAACUUUUUAUCUCUCUGCUACAUCUUUUCCCUUCAGUACAGUCCAUAAGGUCAUAAGUUUAUAUAGCCUGGCAGAAUUUGUGAUUUCUUGGCCAUUUUUCAGAGCAUAUGAAUGAAAAUACAAAAGCUUUUCUUCCUUUCAUGGUUAGUUUGCUUUAGUGAAGCCAUUUAUUAUUAAACAAUCGCGUUUGCUCUUUUUAUAUCUUAAUGACAACAGAAACUACACAAAUGACCCUGAUCAAAACUACAUACUCUGGUUCCUAAUAUCGCGUAUUGCCCUGUUUAACAUCAGUGACAGCUUCGAAGUCUUGUGGUCAUUGUAGAUGAGGCACUUUAUCUCACAUGGUGAAGCCUCCCAUUUCCCUUGGCAAAAAGCCUCCAGUUCCUGUAAAUUCUUGGAUCGUCUUGCAUGAACUGCACUGUUGAGCUCUCCCAAGAGUGGCUAAAAUAUAUUGAGGUCAGGACACUGGGAAGGCUACUCCAGAACCUUCUUUUUUUUCUGCUGUUGCCAAGGACGGGUUGAUUUGGCUUUGCGUUUUAGAUCAUUGUUAUGUUAGAGCAGCCAAGUAUGUCCCACGCGUACCUUCCGGUCUGAUAAGUGGAAAUUUUCCUCCAGUGUUUUCCGAUAACAUGCUGCAUUCAUCUUGCCAUCAUUUUGACCAAGUCGCAUGUGCCUUUGUAGCUCACAUGCCCAAAACAUCAGCGAACCACCUCCGUGUUUCACAGUAUGAAUGAUGUCAACCUUGUUGACUCUUCUCCAAAGGGAGCGUUUAUGUUUUGGGGCAAAACACCCAAAAUAAAUUUGUUACGGACGUUUUGAUGCUUCUGCCAGGGAAUUCAAACUUAUGAGCACAACUAUAUAUAAUAUAAUACUUAUAGUCACCUCACAUGCACCAUGAUUAUUUCCUCAGGCGAGCUUUUUCCAACAUCUCAUCAAAGUAGGGCUUCACUUGAUAGGAUUCACGUUGCGGAUUCACACCCCGGCCCUGAUGAACCACAGAUGGCAGCAGAGUGGAUUAAGCUGCUUCCACAGAGAUUAUUUCUGAAGGUCUCUAUUGUUUACUUAAGACUUCGUAUUGAAUGCUCUGGAGUCCAUCAAGUCUUGGGUAAUGUGCAGGUCAUUGGUCAGACAUCAUUGGCCCCCAAACUACACAGCCUCUACAGUAUUUGGUAGCUACUGUAUAUGCAAUAUACGAAUGAUUCUUUGUCCAUAUGUGCCCUGCGACUGGCUGGCGUCAGUCCAGGAUGUACCCCGCCUCACGCCCGAUGUCACCUGGGAUAGGCUCCAGCAUACCCGCGAACCUACUGAGGAUAAGCGGCAUCGAAGAUGGAUGGAUGGAUUAUUGCAGCUGUUUCUGAUGCUAAAAAAGGUAACUCAAAUUUUAGUACAAUUAGCACAAUACACAUGAUUCACAGGAGAUACACCUGCACAUUUUUAUUUGUAUUUAGCAA